Messenger RNA from Thunnus maccoyii (southern bluefin tuna), 2224 nucleotides. RefSeq names its product D(4) dopamine receptor-like. The record is from RefSeq and is a predicted model, not a curated record. The transcript is spliced from 4 exons. Gene Ontology annotation, biological process: adenylate cyclase-inhibiting dopamine receptor signaling pathway; adenylate cyclase-activating adrenergic receptor signaling pathway. Gene Ontology annotation, cellular component: plasma membrane. NCBI's taxonomy places the organism in Eukaryota, Metazoa, Chordata, Actinopteri, Scombriformes, Scombridae. Bases 625 to 1779 code for a protein of 384 amino acids. Gene Ontology annotation, molecular function: G protein-coupled receptor activity; dopamine neurotransmitter receptor activity, coupled via Gi/Go.
ACACACACACACACACACACACACACACACACUGUGUCUCCUGCUGGAGCUCAAGGACUGAAGGACACCGUAAAGCGCAGCUGAUAAGCGGCUUUAAACGGUUAAUUUGGCCCCGGUGGCCUUCAGCAGGCUGCAGGUAAACGCAGCCGCAGCCCGACUCACUGAGCUCGGUCUCAGCAGAGACGCUCCGGAUGCUCUUCAGUCCUCAACAUGAGCUUUAACGGAGGAAACAUCUCAUCAUCCGCAGCUUUCUGUCAUUUUAGGAUUUUAACGCGUCUUUGAAUCAGCUGAUUUUCAUCUUCAAAACACAAAAUGUUCCUUUUCAAGAAGACAGGCGGAACUUUAUUAGCAUCUGUUUAAUAACUAUGAGUUAACGGUGUGAAUGUGUGUUUUACUUUGUGAAUAAGACCGAGUUCCACCUGUUUCCAUCCAGUUUUACGCGGAGUCUUUUGCGUAAAGUGCGCAGCGGCGCCCUGGAGCUCCACAGCACAGUCUGGUAGAGUCUCCGGGACACCGUGAUGAGACUGCAGUGCGGGGACCAGAGUCCUGCCCGGCCUUCAUGAGAGGCCGCUGGCCGCGCUGCUGUGGCUCGGACCGGGACGGAGCGGAGGAGCCGCGGCGGAGAUGUCGGCCAACCUGAGCGCGGCGGAGGCGGAGGAGGCGGCGGCGGCGGCGGCAGGACACAACGUGCCGGCCCUGGUGUUCGGGGUGCUGCUGAUCGUGGUGAUCAUCUGCGGGAACCUGCUGGUGUGUCUGAGCGUGUUCACCGAGAAGGCUCUGAAGACCACAACCAACUACUUCAUCGUCAGUCUGGCGGUGGCGGAUCUGAUGCUCGCGGUGCUCGUGCUGCCGCUCUUCGUCUACUCAGAGUUCCAGGACGGCGUUUGGACCCUCAGCACCACCAUCUGUGACGCUUUGAUGACCAUGGACGUGAUGCUGUGCACCGCCUCCAUCUUCAACCUCUGCGCCAUCAGCGUCGACAGGUUCAUCGCCGUGUUGAUUCCUCUCAACUACAACAGGAAGCACGUGGACACGCGGCAGAUGGUCCUGCUGUCGGCCACCUGGAUCCUCGCCCUGGCCGUGGCCUCGCCCGUCAUAUUCGGCAUCAACAACGUGCCGGGCCGCGACCCCACCGAGUGCAAACUGGAGAACGACGACUACGUGCUGUACUCGUCCGUGUGCUCCUUCUUCAUCCCGUGUCCCAUCAUGCUGCUGCUGUACUGCGGCAUGUUCCGCGGCCUGCGGCGUUGGGAGGAGGCGAGGAAAGCCAAGCUGAGGAAAAGCAUCCAGGCCUGCCGCAAACUGCAGGAGGCCGCCGCCUCGCUGCCGCCGCUGGCCUCGCUGCCGCCGCCCCUGCCGCCCAUCAUUGAGCGAGAAAUGACGGACACUCAGGACGAGCCGUCCACCUUCCCGUCCUCAGACCGGCCCUUCCCCUCGCCAGGGUGCAAAGACGGCCUCGUGAAGACGGUGAGCUUCACAGAGAUCAAGUUCAACCCCGACCCUCACAGGAGGAAGACAGCCAAGAUCAACAGCCGCGAGAGGAAGGCCAUGAAGGUGCUUCCUGUCGUUGUGGGUGCCUUCCUGUUCUGCUGGACUCCCUUCUUUGUCCUCCACACGAUGCGAGCUCGCUGUCAGGACUGCUACGUCCCACCGGCGCUGAUGAGCGUGGUGACGUGGCUCGGCUACGUCAACAGCGCUCUCAACCCCGUCAUCUACACCGUUUUCAACACGGAGUUCAGGAACUUCUUCAAAAAGUUUCUGCACCCCUGCUGCUCCUGAAAAUGCCUGAACAGGAUGCUGCUGCUGCUGCUCGGACGACUUCUGAAUGCACAACUGCAAGAAAUGCUUCUGACUGUCAAAGUAGCGUCUUUAGUCUGUAUAUGUUGCCAUUGUUUACUUCCUCUUUUGAUUUUCUACAUGUGACGACAGCAAAGUUUGUUUGAGCUUCCAUGUUUCCUGUGAAGAAGCUUCAGAGGAUCAGCAACACGUUAUCAUCGUACAUCACACAGCAGAUGAGAGCUGGUUUUAUAUGUUGAAAUUCAUCUUUUCAGAAUAAAUGUUUUCAUUAAAAUGCAGUCAGAGCAGUGUGUUUGUGGAGCGAUGAAGAUACAACAGCUGAGAUCUGCAGAUUAAAGACUGGAUCAGUUCAUCUCACAGCUUAAAGGAUCAAUUUGCUGGUUUUCUAUCUUUGUCUUCAUGUUUGGAUCCAAACCAAACAUUGAAC